This is a messenger RNA of Solanum tuberosum (potato), 1578 nucleotides long. RefSeq lists its product as uncharacterized. Bases 1 to 1578 code for a protein of 525 amino acids. The transcript is spliced from 3 exons. The record is from RefSeq and is a predicted model, not a curated record. Lineage: Eukaryota; Viridiplantae; Streptophyta; Magnoliopsida; Solanales; Solanaceae.
AUGUGUGAUUUGUUAGAUGUCACCUUUUAUAAAGUCACAAACUCUACCUUCUUCCACAAUGUUAUAAAAGAUAAGAAUAAGAGGCUCUCAAUCCAUAAGAUUAAGGACCAAGAUGGCAAUUGGGUGGAAGGUACCACUCAAGUUGCUACAGCUGCAGUCAAUUACUUCUCCAACCUUUUCAAAGCUGAAGAUAUUGAUGAGAAUAACGAUAUUUUUAAUGUGAUAGAUAGGGUGGUGACUCGAGAGGAUAACAUAUCCCUCACCUCCCCUCCUUCUAUCCAAGAACUUAAAGAUGUUGUGUUCUCUAUUGACCCUGAUAGUGCCCCGGGACCUGAUGGCCUAAGUGGGAAGUUCUAUCAAUCAGCCUGGCCUAUUAUUGCUUCAGAUGUCCAUGCUGCGAUUAAUUCCUUCUUUCAAGGUGCUACCCUUCCUAAAUUCUUUACUCAUACUUGUAUUGUUAUGCUUCCUAAGGUGAAUUUUCCUCAAGAUUUCUCUGACAUUAGACCUAUUAGUCUGUGUAAUACUUCUAGUAAAAUCUUGGCCAAAGUGAUUAAUUCUAGGUUUUCUGGGAUUCUCCCUAGAAUUAUUAGUCAAAAUCAGAGUGGCUUUGUUAAAGGGAGAGCUAUUACUGAGAAUAUUCUUCUUGCGCAGGAAAUUGUUAAUAAUAUUAACAAGCCUAAUGUAGGGGCUAUCCACCCCCCGAAGGGUAUUUUUGAUUUGAUUGAAACUUAUUUAACCAAAUUUUUUUGGUCCGGAAAUGAGGAGGGGGGUAAAUAUCAUUGGAUCUCUUGGGAUAACUUAAGCUACCCCUAUAGAGAAGGUGGUUCUAAUUUUAGGAAACUAGAGGAUAUCUACAAAGCUUUCACUGCUAAGCAAUGGUGGAAGUUCAGAACUUCUAAUUCCCUUUGGGUCAAUUUUCUCAAAGCAAAAUACUGUAUAAACGAUCACCCUACCACCAUUCAAUGGAAGCCUGGUCAAUCCCAUAGUUGGAAAGCCAUGCUAAAAAUUAGAAGUGAGGUCGAUAGCAAGAUAUGGUGGAGAGUAAGGGAAGGAAACGUUGACUUUUGGUUCGACAAUUGGACCAAGCAAGGGCCAUUAUGGAGCCUCAUGGAAGAUGUCAUAGUGGAUCAACAUAUCUCCAUCAGAGAAGUUUAUCGCCAAAGCCAAUGGGACUGGAAUGUUUUGCAUCCAUACCCUAGUGAGCAGAUCAAAGAUCUCAUUAGGAAGUACACUAUUUCUCUCAAUAACAAUACAAAAGACGUUCCUUUUUGGACUGAAACGGAGUCGGGGACCUUUUCCAUCUCCUCUGCCUGGAACUUACUCAGGCAAAAAAGGUUGUUUGCUCCUAUUGACGCCAAGUUGUGGCACAAAGACGUCCCCUACAAGAUGUCUUGUGUGGCAUGGAGAGCAAUCCACUGCAGGAUGCCUACUGAUGACAAAGUGGCAAAAAAAUUUAAAAUUAACUUUGUCUCUAAAUGUUUUUGUUGUAUUGGUGCAGGUAUGAAAACAGGGAUGGAGACCGCUGAACAUCUUUUCUGCUCAGGCCAUUUUGCACAGUUACUAUGGAGUUCUUUUUAA